This is a messenger RNA of Abrus precatorius (Indian licorice), 4638 nucleotides long. Its product is annotated as ABC transporter B family member 1. The record is from RefSeq and is a predicted model, not a curated record. Gene Ontology annotation, biological process: transmembrane transport. The transcript has 10 exons. Lineage: Eukaryota; Viridiplantae; Streptophyta; Magnoliopsida; Fabales; Fabaceae. Gene Ontology annotation, cellular component: membrane. Gene Ontology annotation, molecular function: ABC-type transporter activity; ATP hydrolysis activity; ATP binding. The coding region runs from base 296 to 4339 and encodes 1347 amino acids.
CACACACUAUUGCUAUUCCUAUUCCCAUAUCACCAACAACAAGAAGAAUGAAGAAUAACACAAGUGAAAUUAAUAGAGGGAGAGAUAAAGGGAAACAACCCGUUACUAUAAACCAGGUUAAAUAAAACCAAAAAACAAAAUUUUGAGAGUGUGAAUAGAAAAAGGUUGGCACUUGGCAGCUGAAACAUGAGGAGCUCAAUAAAAGCCAUGUAGAAGAAGAAGAAGAAUAGAGUGAGAUAAUAAAGGAACGGUGGUGGUAGUGGUUGAUAAAGCUAAGGAAUUUUUAGUUUUGCUAAUGUCUCAAGAUUCUGAGGAGAUAAAGACCAUUGAGCAGUGGAGAUGGUCUGAAAUGCAAGGACUUGAGCUUGUGUCUUCUUCUGACUCACAUAAAUCCAACCCAACAACAUUGGAAGAGGGAGAAGAACCAAAGGAAAUGGAGGAGGAAGAGGUGGUUUCAGUGCCCAAGAAAGAUAGUGGUGGUGUUUCUAAUGGGGCUUCUAGUGGUGGCAGUGGUAGUGGGGAGAAGGGUGUGAGUGUUCCUUCUGUUGGGUUUAUUGAGCUUUUCAGAUUUGCUGAUGGGUUGGAUUACAUUCUCAUGGCAAUUGGAACGGUUGGAGCAAUAGUACAUGGAUGUUCCUUGCCACUGUUUCUUCGGUUCUUUGCUGAUCUUGUGAAUUCCUUCGGUUCCAAUGCAAAUAAUUUGGAUAAGAUGACCCAGGAAGUGGUGAAGUAUGCAUUUUACUUCCUGGUCGUGGGUGCUGCCAUAUGGGCAUCUUCAUGGGCAGAGAUUUCGUGUUGGAUGUGGACAGGUGAGCGCCAAUCAACGAGGAUGAGGAUCGGGUAUCUUGAAGCAGCGUUGGACCAAGACAUUCAAUUCUUUGACACAGAGGUUCGAACAUCCGAUGUUGUUUUUGCCAUUAACACUGAUGCUGUCAUGGUACAAGAUGCAAUUAGCGAGAAGUUGGGUAAUUUCAUUCACUACAUGGCUACAUUUGUUUCUGGGUUUGUUGUGGGUUUCACUGCUGUUUGGCAAUUAGCACUGGUUACCCUUGCUGUAGUUCCUAUGAUAGCUGUAAUUGGAGCCAUUCACACCACAACUUUGGCCAAACUAUCUAGCAAAAGCCAGGAAGCUCUUUCUGAAGCUGGCAACAUUGUGGAACAGACUGUUGUCCAAAUUCGAGUGGUGUUGGCAUUUGUUGGGGAGACCAGGGCACUAGAGGCCUAUUCCUCAGCAUUGAGGAUUGCCCAAAAGAUUGGUUACAGAAGUGGAUUUGCAAAGGGAAUGGGAUUGGGUGCCACUUACUUUGUUGUUUUCUGUUGCUAUGCUCUUUUGCUUUGGUAUGGAGGCUAUCUGGUUAGGCACCAAUACACCAAUGGAGGGCUUGCCAUUGCCACCAUGUUUUCUGUUAUGAUUGGUGGAUUGGCUUUAGGCCAGUCUGCACCCAGCAUGGCUGCUUUUACAAAGGCAAGAGUUGCUGCUGCUAAAAUUUUCCGUGUGAUUGAUCACAAACCGAGUAUAGACAGAAAGACUGAAACAGGUUUGGAGUUAGAGACUGUGACAGGACUAGUAGAGCUGAAAAAUGUGGACUUUGCAUACCCCUCAAGGCCAGAGGUUCGGAUCCUUAACAACUUCUCCUUGAAUGUGCCUGCUGGCAAGACCAUGGCUUUGGUGGGAAGCAGUGGCUCAGGCAAGAGCACAAUUGUGUCCCUCAUUGAGAGAUUCUAUGACCCUUCGUCAGGACAAGUGUUGCUUGAUGGGCAUGAUGUUAAGACAUUGAAGCUUAGGUGGUUGAGACAGCAGAUAGGACUAGUGAGUCAAGAGCCUGCUUUAUUUGCUACCACAAUUGGAGAAAAUAUACUUUUAGGUAGGCCUGAUGCAGCCAAGGUUGAGAUAGAAGAAGCUGCCAGAGUAGCUAAUGCUGAUUCUUUUAUCAUCAAACUUCCCGAAGGUUAUGAAACUCAGGUAGGAGAGAGAGGGCUGCAACUUUCAGGAGGACAAAAGCAGAGAAUUGCAAUUGCAAGGGCAAUGCUGAAAAACCCAGCAAUUCUUCUCCUAGAUGAGGCAACAAGUGCAUUGGACUCUGAGUCAGAAAAGUUGGUUCAAGAAGCCCUUGAUAGGUUCAUGAUUGGUAGAACAACUCUUGUCAUUGCUCAUCGCCUCUCCACUAUUCGCAAAGCUGACCUUGUUGCUGUGCUUGAGAAAGGAAUUGUUUCUGAAAUUGGAACUCAUGAUGAGCUCUUUGCCAAAGGUGAAAAUGGAGUCUAUGCCAAGCUUAUCAAGAUGCAGGAGAUGGCACAUGAAACUUCUAUGAGUAAUGCCAGAAAGAGUAGUGCAAGGCCUUCAAGUGCUAGAAACUCUGUAAGCUCACCCAUAAUUGCUCGGAAUUCUUCUUAUGGCCGAUCACCAUACUCACGGAGACUGUCUGACUUCUCUACGUCUGAUUUUAGUCUGACCGUUGAUGCAUCACAUCCAAAUUACAAGCAUGAAAAGCUUGCUUUCAAAGAUCAAGCCAGUUCCUUCUGGCGACUCGCAAAAAUGAACUCUCCUGAAUGGCUUUAUGCUUUAAUUGGUUCUAUAGGAUCUGUUGUUUGUGGAUCCCUUAGUGCAUUCUUUGCUUAUGUUCUUAGCGCUGUCCUCAGUGUCUAUUACAAUCCAAAUCACAGACACAUGAUUCGAGAAAUUGAAAAAUACUGCUACUUGUUGAUUGGGCUUUCAUCAACUGCACUUCUCUUCAAUACAUUGCAGCACUUCUUCUGGGAUAUUGUUGGUGAAAAUCUCACAAAACGUGUAAGGGAGAAAAUGUUGACUGCAGUGCUUAAAAAUGAAAUGGCAUGGUUUGAUCAGGAGGAAAAUGAGAGUGCUAGGAUUGCAGCAAGGCUAUCUCUUGAUGCCAACAAUGUGAGAUCAGCCAUUGGAGAUCGGAUUUCAGUUAUUGUGCAGAACACUGCACUUAUGCUAGUUGCCUGCACUGCUGGGUUUGUAUUGCAAUGGCGCCUUGCCCUUGUUCUUGUGGCUGUCUUCCCUGUUGUUGUUGCAGCCACUGUUUUGCAGAAAAUGUUCAUGACUGGUUUCUCUGGUGAUCUGGAAGCUGCUCAUGCCAAGGCCACACAACUAGCUGGAGAGGCUAUAGCCAAUGUAAGGACCGUUGCUGCCUUUAAUUCAGAAAAGAAAAUUGUUGGCCUUUUCACCUCCAAUCUCGAAACUCCACUGCGGCGCUGCUUUUGGAAAGGACAAAUUUCUGGAAGUGGAUAUGGGAUAGCUCAGUUUGCACUCUAUGCAUCAUAUGCACUUGGUCUUUGGUAUGCUUCUUGGCUUGUGAAGCAUGGUAUAUCUGAUUUCUCUAAAACAAUCCGAGUUUUUAUGGUACUUAUGGUUUCUGCCAAUGGUGCUGCUGAAACCUUAACCCUGGCUCCUGACUUCAUCAAGGGUGGUCGAGCAAUGAGGUCAGUCUUUGAUCUCCUUGACCGGAGAACUGAGAUUGAGCCAGAUGAUCUAGAUGCUACCCCUAUCCCUGAUCGGAUUCGAGGUGAAGUAGAACUUAAGCACAUUGACUUCUCUUAUCCCACUAGACCAGAUAUGCCAGUUUUUCGUGACCUUUGUCUUCGAGCCAGGGCAGGUAAAACUCUUGCCCUUGUUGGGCCUAGUGGCUGUGGUAAGAGCUCAGUCAUUGCACUUAUACAAAGGUUCUAUGAUCCAACAUCCGGCCGGGUCAUGAUUGAUGGAAAGGACAUAAGGAAAUACAAUCUCAAGUCCCUUAGAAGACACAUUGCUGUGGUACCUCAGGAACCAUGCCUGUUUGCUACUACUAUUUAUGAAAACAUUGCAUAUGGGCAUGACUCAGCUACUGAAGCUGAGAUUAGAGAGGCUGCAACUCUUGCCAAUGCUCACAAGUUCAUAUCUUCUCUGCCAGAUGGAUACAAGACAUUUGUUGGCGAGAGAGGGGUUCAACUAUCUGGAGGGCAAAAGCAAAGAAUAGCAAUUGCCAGAGCUUUUGCGAGGAAGGCAGAAGUUAUGCUUCUUGAUGAGGCAACAAGUGCACUUGAUACUGAAUCUGAGAGGUCUGUUCAGGAGGCCUUAGACCGUGCCUGCUCGGGAAAAACUACUAUCAUUGUUGCACACAGACUAUCAACUAUCAGGAAUGCCAAUCUCAUUGCAGUUAUUGAUGAUGGGAAAGUAGCAGAACAAGGCUCCCAUUCACAGUUGUUGAAAAAUCACUCUGAUGGGAUGUAUGCACGCAUGAUUCAAUUACAAAGGUUGACAAAUAAUGAAGCCAUUGUUGGGAUGCCCUCAGGUUCAAGUACUUCAGCAAGACCCAAAGAUAAUGAAAGAGAAGGCUAGCAACUAACUAUUCAAAAGAAAGAAAAAAAAAAGGUAUAUGUCAUGUGCCAAUUAUAAUUAUUGGCAUUUUUGUUUUGACCAUAGUAUAGUUUGUGUAUCUUCCCUCAUCUCCUCCCAUUUAAGAAUGUUAUCUUCUUGUCUUUAUGAAUCUUACUAAGGAAGAAUACAGGAAUGAGAUUGAAACAGAUAAUAGAUGUCCAUCUUUAUGAAUUUAUAAGGCCUUUUUUUUGCAUCUUUCUCCCCUUUGCUCUAAAGCAUCAACUGUAAUGAACACUGUCAUUAGACCCUCGUCUGUUAUC